This is a messenger RNA of Cololabis saira (Pacific saury), 1988 nucleotides long. RefSeq names its product maturin, neural progenitor differentiation regulator homolog (Xenopus) (gene mturn). The transcript has 3 exons. The record is from RefSeq and is a predicted model, not a curated record. Bases 306 to 695 code for a protein of 129 amino acids. Gene Ontology annotation, cellular component: cytoplasm. Gene Ontology annotation, biological process: positive regulation of megakaryocyte differentiation; regulation of signaling. NCBI's taxonomy places the organism in Eukaryota, Metazoa, Chordata, Actinopteri, Beloniformes, Belonidae.
CGCGUUUUUCCAGCGUCCUCCUGCGUGUACGCAUGCAGGCUACCGACUGGUCUGAUUUCAUAACGUGGGGGGGAAGAGAGGAAUGGGGCUUUGAGAGCGGAUGAACGCCAGUCCCCGGUAGGCUCGUUGUCUUGUUUCCCCGGGCCAUGCAGAGCGCGCACAGGGAGAUGCUGUAGUGCAGGCUGCUGAUGCUGCGGUCCGAUCAGCUGUUUUCUGCGUCUUGAGCAUCCUCGCCGCGACGGCCAGAGAGAGAUACAGAUCCACCUCCGGAGCCAGGGGCCAGAGCAAAAGCGGAUACCAGGAGGAUGGAGUUCAAACACUUGGUGGAGGCGGCGGAGAAGUGGUGCUCCGGGAACCCGUUCGACCUCAUCUUCGCCGAGGAGAACGACGAGAGGCGGCUGGACUUUUACGCGGAGCCCGGAGUCUCCUUCUACGUGCUGUGUCCCGGCGGGACCGACAGCUUUCACGUGUGGAGUGAGAGUGAGGACUGUCUUCCCUUCCUGCAGCUGGCCCAGGACUACAUCUCGUCCUGUGGGAAGAAGACUCUGCUGGAGGUGCUGGAGAAGGUCUUCACGUGCUUCAGGCCUCUGUUGGGUCUUCCAGACAUAGAAGAUGACAGUUUUGAGCACUACCAGACUGACAUGGAGGGAGAACCUGGGCCCGACCACCAGCAGAUGGGGGUUAGUCAGCAGUGACAACCCCUCCCUUCCCCUGAAGAGGAAGCCUGACCUGGUGAAGAGCUGUUCCACAUUAGCCCAUUAAACAGCACAUGCUCAUACAUACUUACAGUAAACCUGCUGAAAAAAAUGCACCACUAUGUUCUUGAAUGUCUCAGUGGCUUUGCUUCCCAAAGAGUGCACUUUGUUGACCCCUCCAGUCAAUCAACCUCCGACAGACAUACCUGCACACACACACAACCGUUUGAGGCUAUGUAAAGUAGCCGCGUACAAUGGAAGCGUCAUGAUAAUUUAUCAUCUGGUUAUAUUAAAAAAAUCCACAGAACAGCAAUAUCACAUCAGCUUUUUUAUGCAGAAAUCCAUGCAUAUGUUAUGGCAAUACGGACUUUGACCUGAUAUGAUGGUGGCAGGUAGCUUAGUUUCUCUGCCAUGCAAGGGGUUACAUUUGAUCCAAAUGAUUCAUGAAAGGCUGAAAGCUGUUGGUUUGUGGUAACGUGAGGCAGCUGGAGUGAUGCAAGAAGGUGAGGAGGGAGGGCGUUCAGCCAGAAGUAAUUCUUCAUUUUAUGGAGGAAACUAAAUGAGGCCAUACUGAUAGAUGUGGCACAAGUUCAACCGUACCGAUCGCAAUCUAUCCCGUUUCAGACCCACUUACAGUCACACAGGUGUGCAAAACAGCAUUUCAGCAGAGUACAUCAUUUUUGAGGUGUGCUUGUUAAUACUUGCCAGGCAGAACACCUCAAGGGGUUAAAAGUCACUUUUAAAAGAUGUUUUAGUCUGUGCUGCUAUCUCAUGACCAUCACAACGACGCCCCAUGCUGCAUCCUAAAGCCCCUCCUGGUUUGGGUGUCUCAGUAUCACAUGACACCCAGCCGUCUGUAUCCUGUAGUCUUCCUGUUUGUUGGUGGUGGAGAUACCCUCCCAAUGCUUGCCAAAAUCUCUUUUUUGUGUGUUGUUUCGAGUGUGUCGUCUCAUUGAGAGGCUCCUCCUGCUCAUGAGAUUACCAAGGGCACACCCACACCCCUGGGCGAUAUCACAGGGUGGAGAAAUAGUUGUUGUUGCCUGCACCUCCUGCCUAUCAUAUUCUUUCAAAUCUCAAUGUGUCACAUCGAGUGUACUGCACUGCUUCAGCCCCUCUAGCUUUCAACCACUGACUAGACCCACAUGCAAGACUGUCAGGUUUUAUUUGCCCAUUUACUUUGGCUUUGUAAAUGCUUGUGUUUUUAUUUGCCUAUUGAAUGUUUUUCAUGCAGAGUAUCUUUUUAUUUUUAUUUAUUGAUUCUUUUUCUGCCCUCUGACUUGUGACAUUGGUCAA